This is a messenger RNA of Heteronotia binoei (common prickly gecko), 2200 nucleotides long. RefSeq names its product oocyte zinc finger protein XlCOF6-like. The coding region runs from base 1 to 2133 and encodes 710 amino acids. Gene Ontology annotation, biological process: regulation of transcription by RNA polymerase II. NCBI's taxonomy places the organism in Eukaryota, Metazoa, Chordata, Lepidosauria, Squamata, Gekkonidae. The record is from RefSeq and is a predicted model, not a curated record. The transcript is spliced from 4 exons. Gene Ontology annotation, molecular function: RNA polymerase II cis-regulatory region sequence-specific DNA binding; DNA-binding transcription factor activity, RNA polymerase II-specific.
AUGGAAGACGUGCAAACUCUGCUGCCGGGGCUGGGGGGCUGCUGCGGCGGUGGGGCAGGAGGGGCCGAAGGAGAGAGCAGCAGCCGGGCCUCCUGCGACCCUCCCCCCGGUUGCAAAAGCAGCAGCAGCUCCGAGCGCCACGAGGGCCGGAGAGGGGAAGGCGAGGCGGCCAGAUGUGGGGACCGUCCAUGGAGAGAGAAGCUCCAUUCCCUGAGGCAGAACAAGUGCCCCUUUUCCUUUGAGGACGUGUCUGUCUGUUUCACCCCAGCAGAAUGGGACCUGCUGGAUCCGGGCCAGAAAACUCUCUACAGGGAAGUCAUGCGGGAAAACUAUUGGAGUGUAAUCUCUCUGGGUAAGGAGGAUCUUCCACAAGUGCCAAAGUGUAGCAAGUACUUCAAAAAUAGAUCACAGCUCCUUGUGCACCAAAGAGUACACAGAGGCAAGAAAACUUUUGAAUGUUCAAAGCAUGGAAAAAGAUUCAGUCACACUGGCACUCUUCAACUGCAUCAGAGAACCCAUACAGAGGAGAAACCUUUUGAAUGUUCACAGUGUGGAAAGAGAUUCCAUCAGAGUGCCAAUCUUCAACUGCAUCACAGAACUCACACAGGGGAGAAACCUUUUGAAUGUUCAAAGUGUGGAAAGAGAUUCCGUCAGAGUGGCCAUCUUCAACUGCAUCAGAGAAUCCACACAGGGGAGAAACCUUUUGAAUGCUCAGAGUGUGGAAAGAGAUUCGGUCUCAGUGGCACUCUAAAACGGCAUCAGAGAACCCACACAGGGGAGAAACCUUUUGAAUGCUCAGAGUGUGGAAAGAGAUUCAGUCAGAGUAGCUAUCUUCAACUGCAUCAGAGAACCCACACAGGGGAGAAACCUUUUGAAUGCUCAGAGUGUGGGAAGAGAUUCAGUCUCACUUGCCAUCUUCAAAGGCAUCAGAGAACUCACUCAGGGGAGAAACCUUUCGAAUGCUCAGAGUGUGGAAAGAGAUUCCGUCAGAGUGGCAAUCUUCAACUGCAUCAGAGAACCCAUACAGAGGAGAAGCCUUUUGAAUGUUCACAGUGUGGAAAGAGAUUCCAUCAGAGUGCCAAUCUUCAACUGCAUCACAGAACUCACACAGGGGAGAAACCUUUUGAAUGUUCAAAGUGUGGAAAGAGAUUCCGUCAGAGUGGCCAUCUUCAACUGCAUCAGAGAAGCCACACAGGGGAGAAACCUUUUGAAUGCUCAGAGUGUGGAAAGAGAUUCGGUCUCAGUGGCACUCUAAAACAGCAUCAGAGAACCCACACAGGGGAGAAACCUUUUGAAUGCUCAGAGUGUGGAAAGAGAUUCAGUCAGAGUAGCUAUCUUCAACUGCAUCAGAGAACCCACACAGGGGAGAAACCUUUUGAAUGCUCAGAGUGUGGGAAGAGAUUCAGUCUCACUUGCCAUCUUCAACGGCAUCAGAGAACUCACACAGGGGAGAAACCUUUCGAAUGCUCAGAGUGUGGAAAGAGAUUCCGUCAGAGUGGCAAUCUUCAACGGCAUCAGAGAAUCCACACAGGGGAGAAACUUUUUGAAUGUUCAGAAUGUGGGAGGAGAUUUGGUUUCAGUGGCAAUCUAAAAGUACAUCAGAGAACCCACACAGGGGAGAAACCUUUUGAAUGCUCAGAGUGUGGAAAGAGAUUCAGUACUAGUCGCCAACUUCAACUGCAUCAGAGAACCCACACAGGGGAGAAACCUUUUGAAUGCUCAGAGUGUGGAAAGAGAUUCAGACAGAGUGGCCAUCUUCAACUGCAUCAGAGAACCCACACAGGGGAGAAGCCUUUUGAAUGUUCAGAGUGUGGGAAGAGAUAUGGUCACAGUUGUACUCUAAAACUGCACAAGAGAACCCACACAGGGCAGAAACCUUUUGAAUGUUCAGAAUGUGGAAAGAAAUUUAGUGUCAGUGGCGAUCUAAAACUGCAUCAAAGAGCCCACACAGGGAAGAAACCUUUUGAUUGCUCAGAGUGUGGAAAGAGAUUCAGUCGGAGUAGCCAUCUUCAAUGUCAUCAGAGAACGCACACAGGAGAGAAACCUUUUGAAUGUUCACAGUGUGGAAAGAGAUUCAGUCAGAGUGGCCAUCUUCAACGGCAUCAGAGAACCCACACGGGAGAAACCAUUUGAAUGUUGAGAGUGUGGAAAGAGAUUCAGUCAUACUAGCCACCUUCAACUGCAUCUGAGAACCCACACA